Molecule: messenger RNA, 1125 nt
Organism: Sclerotinia sclerotiorum 1980 UF-70
Lineage: Eukaryota; Fungi; Ascomycota; Leotiomycetes; Helotiales; Sclerotiniaceae
Exons: 1
Coding region: 1-1125 (374 amino acids)
Source: RefSeq, a predicted model, not a curated record
AUGGGCGGAGCUCUUCCUGCCAGGCCUGAACCACCGAAAUACGCACAAUUUGAAGUAGGAAAAAAUGGUCUUGCCGUCGAUCCACCAAAGACAAUCUCGGAAGAUGCAUUACCGCCUAUGCCGACAUGGGAACAUGCAAGCCAGAAGCAUGUGGAUGAUGACGAGAAAGGUGAAAUGGGCAUGGAAUUGAAAGAAUUGGAUCCUGUUACGGGUCAGAAUAUGCCAAUGACGACUGGAGGCGUUGUCAGUAAUCAUCCCAACGGCCCAGAAAAUAGACAAGGGGAAAGCGCUUAUGGAAGACAAGGUCAGGGUAUGAACAAUGGUUUCAUGAAUUCUCAGGGCUUUUACAACCAAAGUCAAAACAACCUACCUGGAAAUGGUAGAGCUUUUGGGCCAGGAGGAUCACCAAAUCUUGGGAUGGCUACGGAUCCACUUAUGGGUUAUAGAGGAACGCCACCUCCAAUUGCUUCGAAUAAUCAGCUGGAUGGAAUGGGAUACAGGGGUACACCGGGACCAGGAUUAGCAACGGGGAUUGGAGAAGCAGGUAUGGGAUAUAGAGGAACGCCUCCACCAGGCAACCGAGGAUACCGUGGUGCACCAUCGCCUGCCCCUGGAAUUAAUCUUGAGUCGGGGCAAUAUAGGGGCGGGCCAUCUCCAGCGCCAAGCAGAGCAUAUGGCGAAUCACCACAAAAUCGAGACUUUGAACCAGCUAUGCCACAGGAAUUUCCUUUCAACAGUGGGUUCAACGACACGCCUGUUUCCGGAUAUGCUCAAGUAGAACCAAUGUAUGACAAUCAACCAUACCCAUCUCAGCCAUCACGUCAAUUCUCAAAUGAUUCCUCGAGACCACUUGACCCAGGAAGAUCACAUACUAACAACACCGACCAAUCAUACCAAUCAUACCAAUACUACCAACCAGACAAUUCCUCCAAUGUUGAUACAUAUCCUGCCCCACUCAUGCCUUCUAGGGGAAUCGGACAAAACGGACCGAACAGAGUGAUAUCACCGAGAAGUCCCCAGCAGCAAGAGACGUCAGCCUAUCCGGGAUACAGACCUUAUGUCCCUGAGCCAGAGACACCAGCUUACCCAGGGUAUAAACCCUACACGCCAGAACCGAGAUAUUGA